UUGUUUUUAUUAAUUUUUAUAAUUCAUAAAUAACAAAACAAGAUAACAUAAAUGAUGCUGAGAUAGGGAUAUUUGUUUUGUUUUGUAAGAAGAUUUCAAUUUAAAAUAAAUAUAUCUGUGUGUAUUUUGACAAUUGUCAUACACAUUAAAAAAAAGAAAUAUAAUUAUUAUAAAAGUAUAUAACGGUAAUAAUAAAAUUUUUAAAUUGUGGAUUGAAACAUGCAUAUGGGAAAGUCAUUCUUAUAAAAUCAUCUUAUUAUCAUUUCUUAUAGAUAUUCUAAUUUCAACAAAAAAUCACUAUUCCGAAAAUCUUUUUAUCGAAAAAGUAAAUAACCCAUAUCGAUAAAAAAACAAGCUAAACAUCUCAUCUUAAUGUUAGGGUAAUGUGUACGCCACGACCAAUUUAUAUUGGAUGAAUAGUGAGGAUCCUACCACAUCUCCAGUCAAAUCAAUCGAAAUAGAAAGCGAUGAUCAGAAAAAAUCAAAAUCUAACGGAGGAGGCAUCAAUCAAUUAGGAGGAAUUUUUGUAAACGGAAGACCUCUACCCGAUUUAGUGCGCCAAAAAAUAGUCGAAUUUGCUCACCAAGGCGUUCGACCAUGUGAUAUAUCCAGAAAACUCAAAGUAUCUCAUGGGUGCGUUAGUAAAAUACUGGGAAGAUAUUACGAGACCGGUUCAAUCCGCCCUGGCGUUAUAGGUGGGAGCAAACCCAAAGUUGCGACGCCUAAGGUGGUGGACGCUAUAACCAAUUAUAAACUACAUAACCCUACUAUGUUCGCUUGGGAGAUAAGAGACAAACUUUUAAUAGAGGGCAUAUGUGAUCAAGACACUAUACCUAGUGUCAGUUCUAUAAAUCGUAUUGUCCGAAACAACGCGGCAGAAAAGUUGUCGUUCGAAAUCAAAAAUUUUGAUACAAUUAAAAAUGGAGCCAUCUUAGAUGAGCCGCACUUCAAGAACGAUAUGAUAAGAAACCUAGAGACUGAAAAUGUCAAUAUUUUAAUUGAUGAGGGAUUCGCACUAAAAAUUCCAAACAAAAAAAUGAAAUCAAAAUUAUGUUCUACCAAGGAUACCCCUGUCUUUUCACUAACUCUCGCAAAUAAAGAACAACCAACAACUAAAAAACCUUUAACUAUAGAUGAUUUAAUCUUGCAAAACGCUAAAAAUGAAGAUUUAGUGCGACAAAUUUUAUUGCAAAAUGGACAUAGGAAUGUUACGCCACCAUCCAUUCCCAAAACUCUUGCAACUGAGAAAAAUAGCUUCCUUUCCAUUCCUCCUUCUGAUGUCUACAAAUCUCCUAAUAAAAUGUUGGUCAGUAACAUAAACCUGAACAAGUUAAAUAUUUACAAAAAUAGUGAUUCAAAAUCAACAGAGGAAACGAAUAAAGCAAACAACUUGAAUAAUAAUUUCUUAGGAAAUCAUGUGAUAGAUCAUCAACAUAAGAUUUUAAAAACCUUAAAAGACAAUAUUAAAACACUCGACCAAGCCUUGUGCAUUAAUUCAAUCGACGAUUGCAAUGAGAAAAUUAAUAUAAGCACAUCGAUUUCUAUGUUCACAGAUCGCAAAAUAUCACUCAAAACAGAUUGGCCCAAAAAUAAAAUGUUGAAAAAUGCCAAAAAUUGUUCGGUUACAUCCCUUGGAGAUAUAUCAUCACAGAUUAUAUUACCUCCUUUCACCAAAUAUAAUCAUGCCUUCGAUCAAAAUCAACAAAUGGAGUUACUCAAUAAAUUUAUCAAAGAAAAUAUUGAAUAUACUCACGAAGAUAUAUUAACAUAUAAUAUUUGUCCACCUUCUACCACUACUCAAUCAUCCUUGGAUACUCAAAUUUGCAAUUCUAAAAAUGAAACAUCCUUCAAAUAUAAUAAAAUUGAGGAUCCUGCUAAACUUAGUAAUAGUUUGAAAGUUAUUUCUCCCACACGAACAACCCUAGAUGAUAUUCCAAACCACCAAACUUCAAAAUGCGAUAAUGGAGCUAAUACGAAUGAAAUAUAUAUAACCAACGAUCAUUUACAGUCUUCCACCGUUUCUUCUCCAAUUAAUAUAAUUCAAAGUAAUUCAGAUUCCCCAGGUAUUUCCGUGGAUAAAAGCAUUUCAUUGGUCAAUUUGCCUGCCAUUGAUCGUUAUGAAGAUCUAUUUGUAUACUCGAAUGGUCGUGUAAACGCUUCAGACGAAGCAAAAUUUUCAUCUUCCCUCUAUUUUAAUUUGCUUCAAGGAAACCCAAAUUUUAUACUUUUAUCCGAUGACUUUGAAUCCAAACAUGAUUCGCUAGAAAAAACUAAAAAUUUAGAGUCCCUUUCCACUAACACGAAAGAAGAUGAAGAUGAGGAUAUUAAUGACUCAUAUAAAAUGGCAAUGCAUAAGCUCAAUCAAUAUAGUCUAAAUUAUUCCCCGCAAACGUCAAGAUAUAGUAAUGCUCCAAAGGAAUUAGCACUAUUAGACAUUCCUCGAGAUACAAUUGAAACCUCUUUUAAUACCUUACCUGAUUUCGGAUUAUUUGCCGCUAGCGCGGAUAGUUCGUACAAAAUAAAUGACGCCUAUUUAGGUUACCCACCGCUCACAAAACACUUUUCGUGGGAAAAUUGAAUUAAUACUAGCAAAUUAAAGUUUGUAUAUAGUAGUAUACAACAAAAAUAAUAAUA
This is a messenger RNA of Gordionus sp. m RMFG-2023, 2634 nucleotides long. Its product is annotated as MATH and LRR domain-containing protein PFE0570w-like. Gene Ontology annotation, molecular function: RNA polymerase II cis-regulatory region sequence-specific DNA binding; DNA-binding transcription factor activity, RNA polymerase II-specific. The record is from RefSeq and is a predicted model, not a curated record. Gene Ontology annotation, biological process: regulation of transcription by RNA polymerase II; anatomical structure development. NCBI's taxonomy places the organism in Eukaryota, Metazoa, Nematomorpha, Gordioida, Chordodea, Parachordodidae. The transcript has 10 exons. The coding region runs from base 413 to 2578 and encodes 721 amino acids.